Exophiala oligosperma is the source of this 3314-nucleotide messenger RNA. RefSeq names its product phosphoglucomutase. The transcript is spliced from 3 exons. The coding region runs from base 180 to 1847 and encodes 555 amino acids. Gene Ontology annotation, molecular function: phosphoglucomutase activity; magnesium ion binding. The record is from RefSeq and is a predicted model, not a curated record. NCBI's taxonomy places the organism in Eukaryota, Fungi, Ascomycota, Eurotiomycetes, Chaetothyriales, Herpotrichiellaceae. Gene Ontology annotation, cellular component: cytosol. Gene Ontology annotation, biological process: carbohydrate metabolic process.
CACAGCUUCUUUGCCCCGCGUUAGAUUCAUUCUGCAGCUACACUUUUUCUUCCCAUCGUUGGUCCUUUUAAUCUUCCCUCUAGAGCUUCAUUCUGUCCUAAAUUUCAUUCAAGGAAGGAGACUGCUGUACUUUUUUGGAAUCAUUCUUGGUGACUGUUCUUCUCCACACCCUCUUCACAAUGUCCAGUGUCAAGGAAGUCCAGUUCAAGUCGUUCACCGACCAGAAACCGGGUACUUCGGGUCUUCGUAAGAAGGUCACCGUCUUCCAGCAACCACACUACAGUGAAUCCUUCAUCACCUCCAUCCUCUUGUCCAUACCCGAAGGUGCAGACGGUGCUUUCCUAGUCAUUGGCGGUGACGGCAGAUUUUGGAACCCUGAGGUGGUGCAGUUGAUUGCAAAGAUUGGUGCAGCAUAUGGAGUCAAGAAGCUUGUGAUCGGCCAAAAUGGCAUUCUCAGUACCCCUGCGGCCAGCCAUGUUAUCCGCAUACGCAAGGCCACUGGAGGCAUACUCCUGACUGCCAGUCACAACCCGGGUGGACCCAAGGCCGACUUUGGCAUGAAGUACAACCUCUCCAACGGAGCUCCAGCACCGGAAUCCGUGACGAACAAGAUCUUCGAAAAGUCCAAGGCCCUAAGCUCAUACAAGAUUGCGGAUAUCCCUGACAUUGACAUCUCUACAAUUGGCACCAAGAAGUAUGGAGACCUGGAAGUCGAGAUUAUUGAUUCCACAGCCGAUUACAUUGCUAUGCUGAAAGACAUCUUUGACUUUGACCUCAUCCGCUCAUUCUUCAAAGCCCAGCCCAACUUCAAGGUCUUGUUUGAUGGAAUGUCUGGUGUCACAGGUCCCUACGGGGUUGCCAUAUUCCAGAAAGAGCUUGGCUUGGGACCGGACAGCACACAGAAUUGCUCACCAAGCCCAGAUUUCAAUGGUGGCCACCCGGAUCCCAACUUGACCUACGCACAUGAUUUGGUGGCAAGAGUAGACAAGGAAGGCAUACACUUUGGUGCUGCCUCGGACGGUGACGGCGACAGGAACAUGAUCUACGGCAAGAAUGCUUUUGUCUCACCUGGUGACUCCCUGGCCAUCAUUGCCCACUAUGCCAAGAAGUACAUCCCAUACUUUAAGAAACAGGGCGUCUACGGUCUGGCUCGGUCCUUUCCCACCUCGGCGGCCUUGGACCUAGUGGCUAAGAAGCAGAACUUGUCACUUUACGUCGUGCCAACCGGAUGGAAAUUCUUCUGCGCUUUGUUCGAUGCAAACAAGAUGUCUAUCUGCGGUGAAGAGUCCUUCGGUACUGGUUCGAACCACAUUCGAGAGAAGGAUGGUGUGUGGGCUAUUACUGCUUGGCUGAACAUCAUUGCAGGCGUGGGCAUGGAGACGGGUGUGUUCCCAUCGAUCGGGGAAAUUCAAAAGGAGUUCUGGCAAGAGUAUGGAAGGGUGUACUUUACUCGGUACGACUAUGAAAAUGUCAGCAGUGAGGGAGCGGCAGAUAUGAUCAAGUCUCUUGAGGAUAAGAUCGCCGACAAGGGCACCAUUGGUUCCGAUCUCUCUGAUCGCAAGAUCACCGAAGCCGGCAACUUCUCGUAUACAGACCUCGACGGCUCUGUGUCCAAGAACCAAGGUAUCUAUUUCAAGUUCGAUGACGGCACCAGAGUGGUAGUGCGUUUGUCAGGCACGGGCAGCAGCGGCGCCACCAUCCGUCUAUAUGUCGAAAAGCUCGAGCAGGAGAAGAGCAAGGUCGAAGAGGACACACAGACGUAUCUCAAGGGUGCAGUGGGUCUUGCUCUCAACUUGCUACAGCUUCAAAAAUUUAUCGGCCGAACUGAACCGGAUGUUAAGACCUGAGUAUCGGCGAAUAUUGUUCAUCUUCAUAUUUCAUGACAAGCGUCAGCCUCACAACCACCAACUCUCACAAAGUCGUACAUAGACGCAACCUCAACUACCAAAAUAUGAUCCAGCUGUGAUAGCAUGUGAAGUCUCUUAUCUGACCAUGAUUCUCAAUUGUGAUAUUACGUCAGAACUGGGAUCAGUUCUUGGAAGUUUCAUGGCCUUGAGCGACACCGACGGAAGACGGCGGCGUGCAGGAACAUUGUUUCGCCAAUCUCCUCAAAGUCCCGGCUAUUGCUUGGCCACGUUUGCAUGUGUAUUCUGAGAAUAUUGAUGAAAUGCUGACGUCCUCCACUAGGUCCACCAUGUCGAGUGUUCUGUCGAAGGGAUGAAGGUAGCACAGCCUCGUGCUUGGCGACGGACAAAGUGGAUUGGUCAAGGCCAGUUGAUAGUCGACUUAAAGUAUGCCACUAUACUUGACAGGGCCUGAUCGACUCCGGUUCGAAGAUGUAAUCGACAUGCCCAGCCUUGCCCAGACGGAUCUACGACAUCUUGUCCUACUCAAGACGAUAAGAGGCUCUUGGACCUGGCGCAAUGCAGUGUCUGAAUCUCUCAACGUAGUCAGGCGCUUACCAUCAUCUGUCCCAGAAUGUCUAAGCUUAGACUUGGCCAAUACUCGAUGGUUUGGCUCAUGGCCAUCUCCUAGACGAUGAGAUAGUCUUACAACACUGCUUAUUGUACUGAGAUUGCCGAGAUCGAAGGCUCAAUGAAGGAGGCUUUGUCUUUCUCUACACGGUACCAGACUUUUGACCGCUCGGGAGGGAUCACGAUCCAAGAGAAAGGUAUGAAUUGACCACAUCACUCAAGACUCUAUCCAGCCUCGUCCUGGCCCUACAAUGUACGUAUCCCUAGAUCUCCAUGGACCACCGUGACACUGUCACCAAAACUCUAGGGUGGAUGCUUCAAUAUACCUUGGGUAUGCUUGGCUUGUACGCCCCUGGACACGGUGCCUCUGGCCGAAAGCAAAUGCUCCAGCGUUCCUGUCUUGGAAGAGACGCAUACGGCGCAUAGAAAUGAGAACCGGCGUCCACAAUCUAACAUCCAUAUGCCACUUCCCUUGCGUGUGGCUCUUGUGUUUGAAAACAACCAAGAAACAAAAUCCCGCCGAAGUGUGUUACCUUAUUAACAUCUUCACCUUCACCUUGAUCCUCCCAUCUCGUUCCGUUCUUUCCUCACCUCACUCUUCUUCUUCACCAACAUGCCGACCAUUUCGUUCCCUGAUGGCGUUGAUAACCCACUUCGUCGAGUAGAUUCUUCGCUCACUCUCACCUACACCUCAACUUAUCCUAGUCCACAGUCAUCAGUCCCUUCCUCGAGAACAGCGAGUCUAGAGAGGCAGAAGCGUGCAAAUAUGGGUCAAGUCGAUGAUGCAUUUCGUGCGAACGGGGUGAUUCAUCGAUACUCUUGCCAUGAACUCGAUGCCAC